AUGAUUUCAACGCCUACGCAAUCAUCAUUGUCUCCUAAACUUAAUCAAAUAGAAACUUCUAUUAGUUCUCAAAACAAUAGAAGUAUUGAAAGUUUAUCUCGAUCUGAUUUAAAUACUGAAUAUACAUGCCAAGACAAAAUCAAAUCAGGAAUGGAAUGGAUAUUAGAGCCAUUUCAAGAAUGUUGUUCAUCCAAUACAAAAAUUUAUCAAAUAUCAAACUAUCGAGUUGAUUCGGAAUGUUUAAAAUCUGAAGUUAAUCGAGUUAAUGGUCUAUUGAAAUAUUUUACUUUCGGUGUUAUGUUUACCAAUGGCUUAUUAGGCUUUAUUUUAUUUUUUAUUGGCCUAUGGAGUUCAUUUGAACAUCGUAAAAUUAAUCAGAUGCCAACAUUAAAUACAAAAGAAACAACAUCAUUAAAUCCAUUUAAUUUAAUUGGCAUUACUCUUUGCAUAUUUGGUCUAUUAUUUUUCAUUUUAUGUGUAAUAAGCUGUUUAGGUAUUAAUCGUGAAAAUCUAAAUCUUCUUCGUAUUUCACUUAUGGGUCAAUUUUUAACAUUAAUUAGUUUUGUUAUAUUUUCCAUUAUGAUAUUGGUAUGGGGCGGAAAAAUUCGGUAUACAAUAGCUAAAGCAAUGAUGAUUGGAUUGAAACAGUAUUAUCAUAUAGAUAAAACAUGGACAAUAUUUUUUGAUAAACUUCAUUUAAAUUAUUUUUGUUGUGGUGUUUAUUCAUUUAACGAUUGGAAUGACAAUCCAAAUUAUGCAUGUGAAUCUUCGAAUAUUGUUCAAAGUUUUGAUGCUUGUUCGGUGCCUUUUACAUGUUGUAAAACAGAACAAAAGUAUAAUGACAAAAGUGAUCGUAUAAAAUCUCUUGCUUAUACUUGUGGAAUAAAUGCUCUACCAUCAAACAAUAUAACAAUCAAUAUGAAUGAAAUACAAGAACGUAUCAAUAUUAAUGGAUGUUUUGAUGAGAUUUUACCUAUCAUUCAACAAUUAAUUAUUACAGCUGGUAUAUUUAUGAUUUUGAUCUGUGUGAUUAUAUGUGUUACCGUGUUCCUCACAUGUUUAUUAACAUUUGAGAUUCGUCUAACUUUAUCGAAUGUGAAGCAACAUUGUCAAAAGAGAAAGCAUAGCAAUGAAGAGAAUCAUUCUGAAAAAGAAGAACAAUUAUUUUAA
Rotaria socialis is the source of this 1170-nucleotide messenger RNA. Lineage: Eukaryota; Metazoa; Rotifera; Eurotatoria; Philodinida; Philodinidae. The record is from the annotation of a GenBank genome assembly.